CAUAGGUAACACAUCCAGGAGAAGGUCCAGAGAAAACCCUGUAAGCAGCUUUCUGUCUGAUUUGUGAAGUUGGAAAAAUGAAGCAUACAAAUAAAAACAUCUUUGAGGACGUGCAUUUGAGGCUGGAAGACCUAAAACGUGAGCCUGACCUCCAAGACAACGGGUACCUUCACAAACCUGUGCCUCUAAUGCCGAUUCCGCUGGAGUUCCAAAUUACCAAAGUGAUUCAUGUCACUGGAAAAUGGGGAAUGAGGGGAAUCCUGGGUGAAUCUGGAUUCCGGCUCGGGGAGAACGCUGGAUAUGGAAACGGGACGCAGUUUCUCUGGUGGAGCCUGGCUGUGGAUGAUGCCGACCUCCUGCCAGCACAGCAUCGCUUUCUCAAGGCUUUUCUUCCGCAUAUCACUCCCGAAGAGGUGGAGAAUCACCCGGAAUUCCUCAGCCAGUUUACCACCUCGACUGCCUUCCAGCUGGGAUCCCGCUACGGCACCUUUAAGUUCACCUUCUCCCUGCAGGAGCUCUUGCAGAAGUUCAGCGAGCAGCUCUGUGAGGGCGAGAGCCCCGUGCAGAGGGUUUAUAAGACGGUGGUCUAUAAAAAGGAGAUCAUGCAUGUUGUGGUCAUUCACAGCCCUGACGUUCAUGACUUUGACGAGUGUCCCAUUCUCCAGGAUAAUGAGGAUGUUCCAUGUGCGCUGAGGGAUGGCUCCCUCUUGUGGCGUCCACGGGCAAUAACUGAUCCCUGUAGACGAAAACUAGUGAUGGAAGAAGAUGGUAGAAGUGUCAGGGUGGAGGAGCUGCCCGGUGGAGAUGAAAAAUAUUAUUUCAUGUGGGAGCACGGGGCUCUAGCGUUUCACAUCCCGCCAGGGCAGACGCUGCGUUUCGAGCGGGAUGAGCUGAUUAACAGCCUCAGUGCCUGUGAUAAAUUAACACCAGACCUGUGUUAUGAUGGGGUAACUUACGAAGAAGCAAAGACGAUCGUUGCUGAAUUGAAAGAGAAUUGAUAAUUUGUCAAUGCCUGUGUGUCGUUUGGGUGUUUGUGGAUGACAGAAUGGCACAGCAAAGACUGUGACACGAUCCAUCCUGUAAUGCCGAAAGAUACCCUUCAGUUCUUAUCCUACAUUUUGCAGAAUUACCACUCAAGAUUUCCUUUUGGUUUAUUUUAAUUGAUU
Molecule: messenger RNA, 1166 nt
Organism: Paramormyrops kingsleyae
Lineage: Eukaryota; Metazoa; Chordata; Actinopteri; Osteoglossiformes; Mormyridae
Source: RefSeq, a predicted model, not a curated record